Tarenaya hassleriana is the source of this 1317-nucleotide messenger RNA. Its product is annotated as probable aquaporin SIP2-1. The record is from RefSeq and is a predicted model, not a curated record. Bases 216 to 926 code for a protein of 236 amino acids. The transcript has 3 exons. NCBI's taxonomy places the organism in Eukaryota, Viridiplantae, Streptophyta, Magnoliopsida, Brassicales, Cleomaceae. Gene Ontology annotation, biological process: transmembrane transport. Gene Ontology annotation, cellular component: membrane. Gene Ontology annotation, molecular function: channel activity.
AUAAAACAUCCUCUUUGAAACUGACAGAAACAUGUGACAAAUAUACAAAGAAAUGCUUUGGUUGGUAUCAAUGAUUUUGCAAAUAUUAUUUGAUUAUGUAUCAUUAGGUUAGAAGACCAUCCCACCAAAACCCAUCUUCUAACUCCCAAGGAACAGCGGAAAGACAAAAAAGCUUGCUCCUUUCUUCGUGGGUUUGUCGUGUUUUCUGAAUCGAAAUGGGUAGAAUCUCUCGGGUAAUGGCGGAUUUCUUCUUGGCGUUCAUGUGGGUAUGGUCGGGUGUUCUGGUCAACAUCUUUGUUCAUAGAAUCCUGGGAUUUGGGCGCGACAUGUCUGGUGAGCUCGUCCGGUAUGUUCUGUCCGUCGCCAACAUGUUCUUGUUCGCUUAUUUCCAGAAGCUCACCAAUGGCGGACUUCACAACCCUUUGAUGGCUCUUGCUUCUUCUGUCUCCGGUGGCGUCGCCGAAUUCAUCUUCGCCGUCGCUAUCAGAAUCCCGGUCGAGGUGAUAGGAACCAUCAUCGGGGUCAAGCAUAUCCUGCAGACAUUUCCAGAGAUUGGACGAGGGCCACAUCUGAAAGUAGCCAUCCAUCGUGGUGCCCUGACAGAAGGGAUGCUUACUUUUGCCAUUGUCACGAUAUCUUUAGGGCUGACGAGAAAAAUCCGGGGAAGUUUCUUCAUGAAGACUUGGAUUGUAAGCCUUUCGAAGUUGACUCUUCACAUUCUUGGCUCUGAUCUCACCGGUGGAUGCAUGAACCCAGCCCCCGUGAUGGGAUGGGCCUAUGCCCGAGGUGAACAUAUAACAAAGGAGCACAUACUUGUGUACUGGCUUGCACCGGUUCAGGCUACAUUACUCGCUGUUUGGAUCUUCAGACUCGUGGUUAAACCUCAGACAGGGAAACAAGAGAAACCCAAGGCUAAACAUGAAUGAGGACAGUCUCAACAUUUCUACCGACGGGCUAUUCUCCAGAUUCCAAACAUGAUAUUGUGUAUCGGUUGGACUAGAGUAGAACAAGAGAGACUCUCCGGAAGUUUCUGAUUUGGUGAAUUGUAUGUUCUUCAAACUGUAGAACGGAAUAGAGAAGUGGAGUUUAACUUCACUGCCAUGCCAUUAGAUUGUCGUCUUUAGAGUUAGAUCUCCACAAGAUUUGGAACUAUAAUGUCUAAAAAAAGAAUCCUAGGUGUCGUAAGGGUCUUUGGCAAAGAUUGUCUCUGUAAAUGUCGGAAUGCAGAAGCCAUGGUGAAUGCAAUUGUUUCUCAGGUUCUAUAUGUCUGAUCACAGAAACAUUCAAGAGCUAUAUCAUCAAUACACGAGUGUGGGC